UUGCAGCCAUUUUUCUUGUGUGUUCCGGCCACUGGGGGUGGAGACAUGGUAGAAGAAAUCAUGGAGGUUGGCGUCACGUAGGAUGGCGACAUGGAGGUUGGCGUCAUGGAGGAUGGCGACAUGGAGGUUGGCGUCACGGAGGUUGGCGUCACGGAGGAUGGCAUCACGGAGGCAGUAAUCAUUUGAGACGAUGUCUGACCAGAAUAAAGUUUUUGACAGAACACAUAAAAACGUUAAACAAGGAAUUGGACCAAUGUCUGUCAUCUCCACUACCUACCACAACGUCACCAACAACUACCGCCACGCCACCAACGACUACCACAACGUCAGCAACAACUACCACGUCACCAACAACUACCACAACGUCACCAACUACCCCCACGCCACCACCACCGUGUGGAGUUCCAAACACGUGUUUGAUGCCUACCUGUCCUCCAGCAAAUCAGCGUCCGCAAUAUACGUGCCCAAACAACAACAUCUGUUGUGCUCUUUAACUACUACGACGUCUCAUAUCAGGGGUGAUGACAAAACCUCGAUACAGUGGUAAUAGCUGCCAAGAAAUUAAACUUUGUUUAACAAAGCAUGUUCUAUUAUCUGCUUAUUAAAUACUGUGAAACCAUUA
Molecule: messenger RNA, 622 nt
Organism: Gigantopelta aegis
Lineage: Eukaryota; Metazoa; Mollusca; Gastropoda; Neomphalida; Peltospiridae
Exons: 3
Coding region: 191-547 (118 amino acids)
Source: RefSeq, a predicted model, not a curated record